GUAGGAGCAUGUCGAAGCAUGGCGACGCGAACAAACCAUAGGUCUAUUAUUGCGCUAGUGAAGUUUUCAUCGAAAUCUACCACAGCGCUAGUGCUGCACCAGUUUUCCCAGUAGAAAACGCUUAUUCUAACUUAUUGCACCAGUGCAGCAGUGCAGGAAUAAAAAACAAACCUUAUGUAUUGUGAACUGAAGCUUUUAAGGUUAAGUUGAUUCGUAAACACGUGUUUUCUAGUUUGAUCACGCAAUUAGUGCGAAAAAUGGCUGGAAAAAGUUUGGCUGAUAAAAUAAGUGCCUUAAUUACGACGAAACCAGAUUUUGGCUCAGACGAGGAGCCAGAGGAUACGAAAGCGAAAGUAGAACCUUACAGUGAGAGUGAUAUCUCAGAUGACUAUUUAGAGACGGCUGAAAUACGAAGACAGAAUAUUGAUACCUUAGAUCAAGUGGACAAGAGAUAUUCUGGUAAAAAAAUCUUAAGGAAAGAUAUAUACAUUGAGGAUGAUAAUAUUAGUAAGAAUGGAGAAUGCAUUGUCUCCAAGGACAAUGCUGAAGAUGAAGAAAUAGGUGGCCUGCUGAAUCAAAGAACUAAUAAAUUAGACCACAACGAAAACACAAAUUUGAAAGAAGAAUCUAUAAAUAAUUUGGAAAGUACAUAUGAUUGGAAGGAGCAAGACGAUUGUAAUAUGGCAGAGUUGGGUACUAUUCAACCUUGUAACAUGGAUGUCGGUGAUCUGUUUUACAAACGGAAGUUCUCUACUAUCAAAACAAUAUCUGAAACAAAUGUUAGGACAGAAAUAGAAAAAGGCAUCAGUAUUAGGAAUCAGCUGAAACUUUGGGAAAAUUUCUUGGAAAUGCGAAUAAAGCUACAGAAAUGUGUUGCAGUUAGUAAUAAAAUGCCACAAUACGAGAUGCAUAAGGAAUUUAGAUCAGACGUGGACUUCAUGAAAAAAGUUAAUGAAACUAAAAUGAAACUAGCACUAGUCAUAGAAAACAUGCUACAAUUGAAAGAUUUCUUAUUGAAACAAUAUCCCGAAACAAAAAAUCUACGCUUUGAUGCUAAGAAGAGAAAAACCAAGGAGAGAAAUAUUAAUACAAAUGAUUCGAUGGAUGAAGAGAUACCUUCCGAUACUGAAAACGAAUUCGAAAACGAAAAACAAUCAUCUGUUGAUGAAGAUACAAAAGCGAUUGAAGAAUCAAUACCUCAAAAACGUUUGAGAUAUAAUGACUACGAGAAAAUUAUACGAAACGAUCAUGAUUCCUAUAAAGAGUAUCGGGACUUUGUUAUUAAAAAAUGGAACGACAAGACACGGAUUGUCAUGGGUUCACUAAACAAAGAUUCGGGUCAGACUACGCUAAAACAAAUUGAGUUUGCUAUGAGUGACAUAAAUAAGUUACGAAAGAGAACUCAAUUAAAGCGUUCCGAGUACAAUAUUGUUGGUAAAGCUUUGUCGAAUGAAAGUAAUGACGGUAAAAGAAUUCAAGAAUAUGAUCCAGAAAUUUAUGAUGAUGACGAUUUUUAUCAUCAGUUGUUAAGAGAUCUGAUAGAGUAUAAAUCUUCAGACGUGACUGAUUCUAUACAACUCAGUAAACAGUGGAUUCAAUUGCAGAACUUACGUAAGAAGAUAAAAAGGAAAAUUGAUACUCGCGCGACGAAAGGCAGGAAGGUACGAUACAAUGUGCACAAUAAGUUAGUUAAUUUUAUGGCACCCAUUACAGUAUACAACACGUGGACAGACAAUGCAAAAAACGAACUAUACAAUUCGUUGUUUGGUAAAAUAAAAUUGACGAAAGAAUAGAACAGUAAUUAUGGCUAUGUAAACUGUAGUUUGUAAUUUUACAUUAGAAUAUAUAAAAUGUGCAAAUUUAUAUUUAAAUUUAUGUUUAAUUAUAUCUAUUAAUAAAUAAAUAUUGUCGUUUCC
Messenger RNA from Monomorium pharaonis (pharaoh ant), 1916 nucleotides. It is a transcript of the gene Aatf, whose product is annotated as protein AATF. Gene Ontology annotation, cellular component: nucleus; nucleolus. The transcript is spliced from 3 exons. Gene Ontology annotation, biological process: regulation of transcription by RNA polymerase II. NCBI's taxonomy places the organism in Eukaryota, Metazoa, Arthropoda, Insecta, Hymenoptera, Formicidae. The record is from RefSeq and is a predicted model, not a curated record. Bases 258 to 1793 code for a protein of 511 amino acids.